Molecule: messenger RNA, 483 nt
Organism: Paramecium octaurelia
Lineage: Eukaryota; Ciliophora; Oligohymenophorea; Peniculida; Parameciidae
Source: the annotation of a GenBank genome assembly
AUGGGUGCUGCUUGUCAAUGUUAUCAACAAGGCUCUGAUACUUAUUACAAUUAAGAAACCCAAUGGCAUAUUCCUAUAUCAAAAGAGCUUAGACCAAAACCAAUAAAUACUAGUAUUAAGCAUGACUUAAGGGCUAAUUAUCUGGACCUAGAUUGUCAAUACUGCAAUAGGCCCUAAAUGAGAGAAAUGGGUGCUUAAACCCAUGUUACAUUUUGUAACAUAAGUCAAUGUGUCACUUAAAAAAAAAAGAAUAAAACUCAGAAAAAAUAGAAGUCAUAGAAAUGCAAGGACAAAGCAAGUUUUGAGAAUUCUGAAUCAAGUAAACAAAGAUCGGCUAGUCACUCUAGCUAAACCUAAAAUAUACUCUUUUUAUAUUAAUCUUUAAAAAGCUAGGGAAGGAAAUAUUAACAAUAAAAAUUUUAGCCUUAUGAGGUAUUGGUUAACUCUCAAAAAGUAUCACCUUCCCUUGUAGAAUAGCUUUGA